AUGCCCCUGCUAUCGAUUCCACGUAAUCCCCUCAAAAACUCUGCCCCUCUUGUCCCACCACCUGCGAAGCCGCCAGAAGUUAACAGGCUUGAUCACCUAAUUCGUCUUCAAAACGGGUCAACAUCAGUACUUGAAUUUUCUUCACAAAGGAUUCAACUCGCAAAGCACAGUCAAUUCCCAAACCUCUAUGCUAGGGUCGAAGAGCUCACCAAGGAUCUGGGUCAUUUGCGUCAAGAGGUCCAGUUCUACCGCCAGAGCUUUGAGAACCUACAAAGGCUCCGUGAAACAGGCUAUGAUGUCUAUCAGCAGCUUUUCCUGGUGCUUUACCUUGAUCACAACUCUGACCGCUUGCAUGAAAUUAUGAUUCAACUUCACCAGGGCCUACAGGAUUCGGUGCGGCGUGAGGUGAAGGCAGAGAAGGCCUGGAUGGAAUUUUGGGGGAUAGAAUAUAAUGAAAAGGAAUUCGAAGGGGAGUUGUUGAUCUAA
Hyaloscypha bicolor E is the source of this 486-nucleotide messenger RNA. RefSeq lists its product as uncharacterized. The transcript has a single exon. The record is from RefSeq and is a predicted model, not a curated record. NCBI's taxonomy places the organism in Eukaryota, Fungi, Ascomycota, Leotiomycetes, Helotiales, Hyaloscyphaceae. Bases 1 to 486 code for a protein of 161 amino acids.